Balaenoptera acutorostrata (minke whale) is the source of this 3516-nucleotide messenger RNA. RefSeq names its product storkhead box 1 (gene STOX1). Gene Ontology annotation, cellular component: nucleus; cytoplasm. NCBI's taxonomy places the organism in Eukaryota, Metazoa, Chordata, Mammalia, Artiodactyla, Balaenopteridae. The transcript has 4 exons. Gene Ontology annotation, biological process: positive regulation of transcription by RNA polymerase II. Bases 106 to 3075 code for a protein of 989 amino acids. The record is from RefSeq and is a predicted model, not a curated record. Gene Ontology annotation, molecular function: DNA-binding transcription activator activity, RNA polymerase II-specific; RNA polymerase II transcription regulatory region sequence-specific DNA binding.
CCGAGCGCAGUAAGCUGAUCCCUCCCGCCGGCGGCAGCCACCGGUGCAGCGCGGUUGCCGAGCCCGGCGAUGCGUUAGGCUGCGGGCCUUGGCCGCCGAGGCAGCAUGGCCCGGCCCGUGCAACUGGCGCCGGGCUCCUUGGCGCUCGUGCUCUGCAGGCUGGAGGCGCAGGAGGCGGCGGGGGGCGCUGAGGAGCCGGGUGGGCGUGCGGUGUUUCGCGCCUUCUGCCGCGCCAACGCACGCUGCUUCUGGAACUCGCGGCUGGCGCGCGCCGCCUCGCGGCUGGCCUUCCAGGGCUGGUUGCGGCGCGGGGUGCUGCUGGUGCACGCGCCUCCGGCCAGCCUGCAGGUGCUGCGCGACGCUUGGUGCCGUCGGGCGCUGCGCCCGCCGCGCGGCUUCCGCAUCCGGGCGGUGGGUGAUGUCUUUCCAGUGCAAAUGAAUCCAAUAGCUCAAUCUCAGUUUAUACCUUUGGCUGAAGUUCUUUGCUGUGCUGUAUCUGAUAUGAAUGCCGCUCAGAUUGUAGUAACACAGGAAUCACUAUUGGAACAUUUGGUGAAACAUUACCCAGGCAUUGCAAUUCCAUCUCAAGAUAUUCUCUAUACCACUCUGGGAACUCUCAUUAAAGAAAGGAAGAUUUAUCACACUGGAGAAGGAUACUUCAUAGUUACUCCUCAGACUUACUUCAUUACAAAUACAACCCCCCAAGAAAAUAAGAGAAUCCUAUCAGAUGAAAGUCCCUGGAUGCCAACUUCCAUUACCUACCUGGUGAAUGUGGAAAGCUGUGCAGACUUAACCAAAGAAAAUGCGACCCCCAUAUCCCAUUGUCAUUCUUGCCAGUGUUUCCAUGAUGUGUGCACUCAGGAUAUACAGAAACCACCAGCUGCUGGAGAAGUGACUAGAAAAUGCCAGAAAGGUCUUGGGGAAUCCAAACCUUUGGUACAGAAUCGAACAGUUUCAGUGUCUGAGGAGAAUCACGUCUGUGACAGCGCCAAACCUUUACCAUUCACAAAAGACAGAGAAAAAGCCAAGAAAUUUGGCUUUAGCCUUUUCUGGCGCAGUAUAUCCAGAAAGGAGAAGUCCAGAACAGAGCACAGCAGUUUCUCUGCUCAGUUCCCACCAGAAGAAUGGCCCGUCCGAGAUGAAGAUAACUUGGACAAUAUCCCUCGAGACAUUGAACAUGAGAUAAUCAAACGAAUUAAUCCCAUUUUGACUGUUGACAACUUAAUCAAACAUACUGUCAUAAUGCAAAAAUACGAAGAACAGAAAAAAUGUAAUAGCCAGGGCACUUCCACUUAUAUGCUGACACUCAGGCAUAAGUAUCCUUCAAAAGUGGGAGUUAAGAAAAGUCAGGGCCGGUCUGUAAAGCCUCGAAGGCGGGGCCAUUCACAUAGAGAUAGAGACAAAGCCAGGAGUCAGGGAAGUGGGCCUCAGCCAGGAAGCAUUAGGCUGGAGAAACACCCCAAGCUCCCUGCUACACAGCCCACCCCCGGAAUUAAAAGCCCAAAUGAAGUAGAACUUCAGAAACCACUUGGUGAGAAUCCAUCAGUGCUAGGUUCCCAUUUGAUUUACAAAAAGCGAAUCAGUAAUCCUUUCCAGGGUUUCUCUCACCGAAGGAGCCCAAUAACCAAAGAGCACAACGUCCAGAAGACCAGUGAUCUGAAAACCAGUCAGAUUGGACCAAAGGGAAAGCCUUUCCAAAGGUCAGGGUCUUUGGAUUCCUCAAGAAUCUUUGAGAGUGAAGCCAAACAGUCAUACAGUGAACAAUGUAAUGAUAAACUGAGAGCAGAAUCCAUUUAUGUGAAUCACUCUACUGUCAAACCUAUCGGUGAUGACUUUAGAGAUUACCUCUUCAAUUACUCUCAGUGUGGUGUUUUGCAAAAUGAUAGUAAAUGCUGUUCCUUCAGGGAAAGCACGUUGAGAUGUGAUGUGUAUGGUGGAGAAAAUGAGGCAAUCCCUGAAGUCUCGAGGAAAAGUUACUCUAAUUUUGACACAUUAGAAGAGACAAAAGAAACACAGCAUGUCCUGCCAUCACGAGGUUCCUCUUCUUUAGACCAGGCGUCCUCUGCUUGUAGAUUAGUUGAUGAAACAAUACACCAGUUCCAAAAUCUUGGUCUUUUGGAUUACCCAGUUGGUGCAAACCAUUUGAGACAACCUGAGAGACAAGACAGAGACUCAGAGGAAACUCUGAUGAGAAAGGCAUUUAUCCAGGAAGCAGAGACUGUGAGUCUAGAAAAUGAAGGACUUUCUGAUGAUGACCAGGCCUUGUAUCAGAAUGAAGCCGAUGAUGAGGAUGGGGCCUGCAGUUCAUUGUAUCUAGAUGAGGAUGACUUUUCUGAGAAUGACGACUUAAUUCAAAUGCUGCCUGGCCACAUUCAGUUUUCCUUUCCAGGGGGAAACAAGUGGAAUCAUUUAGGAAAACAAAAGGUGACCGAGAGGUCUCUGACUGAGUACAAUAGCAACAUACAGAGGUUUGAGCCUCUGGUGCUUAAAGGAAAUGAACAUUACAAGCCCACUGGGUUGCUUACUAACCCCGGUGAAGGCCAAGAACCUAAUCUCUCUGCUGAAAACUGUGUCCUCAAUUUAGGGAUCCAGUCUGGUUUUGACUAUGAAAAGGAGCCCAGUGUAGCUAAAUGUGUACAGGCCUCAGCACCUGCUGAUGGAAGUAUAUUUGAUUACUACAGCACAAGGAAAGCUGCUUCGGAGGCUGAAACCCUACAAGACCCUGUUGGUGACACAGGAAAGAAACCAGCCACCUGGAGUCAGAGUGCUCAGAAUCAGGAAAUGAGAAAACAGUUCACACACAAGUUAGAACUGUUCAACACUUUGCAUAUGCCAGCGUUGGCUCAGGACGUCCAACCUGAACAUAGUCACUUGGAAGGAACAGAAAAUCAGAGCAUGGCAGGAGAUAGUGGAAUAGAUUCUCCACGGACACAGAGUCUGGCAUCUAAUAAUUCAGUCAUUUUGGAUGGACUAAAAAGAAGACAGAAUUUUCUGCAGAAUUUUGAAGGCACAAAAAGCAGUCAAACUCUCACGUCCAAUUCCUUACUACAACUAACUCCAGUCAUAAAUGUUUAAUUCUUUCUUUUUUUUAAGAUUUUUUUUUCGAUGUGGACCAUUUUUAAAGUGUUUUAUUGAAUUUGUUACAACAUUGCUUCUGUUGCAUGUUUUUGGUUUUUUGGCUUUGAGGCAUGUGGGAUCUUAGCUCACUGAACAGGGAUCUAACCCAUGCCCCCUGCCUUGUAAGGUGAAGUCUUAACCACUGGACCUCCAGGCAAGUCCCAAAAUGUUUAAUUCUUAUUUUUCUUUUGGAAACUUUUUUGUAAAAAUGUACAGCAUUAAUAUAGAAUGUUUUAAUCAACUGAGUUUGUAAGAAUUCUCUAAGGCCAAGCAUAUAUGUUACUAACCUCAUUACAUAUUUUGUUGUAGUUACUGGUUUUUUUCCUUUUUUGACAUUGGCUUUUUUAAAGCUUAUUUUACUAUAAAUUUAUUGGGAAUAUAUAGAUUGUUUACAAUAAA